Molecule: messenger RNA, 764 nt
Organism: Camellia sinensis
Lineage: Eukaryota; Viridiplantae; Streptophyta; Magnoliopsida; Ericales; Theaceae
Product: calcium-binding protein CP1
Molecular function (GO): calcium ion binding
Source: RefSeq, a predicted model, not a curated record
UCACAUUCACAUAUACAACACCUAAACACGUUGGGCUUUCAUUUCAUAUAACGCACCUCCUAAAAGUCCUCUCUCAAAAUUCUCUCAUUUUCAUAUUUUUGUAAUACAUACAUACAAACCGCAAGAGAAUGUGUCCCACCGGGACCACCGCUCACCACCCCGACACCCCCACCGGUUCAGAUUUCCGGUCAGCAUUCGACGUUCUCGACGCCGACCGAGACGGCAAGAUAAGCCCCUCCGAUCUUAAAACGUUCUACAAGAGGUUUUCCGGCGGCGGAGCUGAGGAGGAUGAUGUCAUCGGGUCGAUGAUGUCGGCCGCGGACUCCAAUAAGGAUGGGUUCGUGGAGUACGAUGAAUUCGAGACGGUGUUGAAUGAGAGGAACAGCGGCGGCGGAAGUGGGCGGGGGGUGAUGGAGGAGGCGUUUAGGGUUAUGGACAGAGAUGGGGACGGCUUGGUUGGGGAGGAGGAUCUCAGGGGGUACUUCCAUUUUGCUGGUUUUGAUGCAAGUGAUGAGGAGAUCAAGGCCAUGAUCAGAUUGGGCGGUGGUGAUGAAAACCGGGGGGUUUCAUAUGAUGCUUUUCUCAAAAUUUUAGCCGUUUCAUGAUUCAUUAUGAGACAACGAGGACGAUGAUAAUGACGACGACAAUUAUUUCUUGGGUUCUGCCUUUUGUUUUGUUUUUAAUCUUUUGCUUUUCUUUGUAGUUGGUUGUUAUACGUGAUGGAUUAUUUAAUAAAAAUUUUGAUGUGAUGAGUUCAGAAAUCA